AGCCUGCGAGCAAGAUCCUCGUGCAGAUGCAGGUCUCUGAGAGUGCGGUUGCUAUGGUGAUGUGAGCAGCAGGCCCAGGGUGGAGGCAGUCUUGUUUUUCUCAGAUAAGGCCCUUCGUAAGGGUGGGGAUUCCUCGUACAAGUUACUAACAGAAAUAAUUAAUGCAGUAACCUUUUUUUCCCCCCAUGGAUUGACGUCUGUAACAUACGUGACUCCUCAAUGUCAUUUACUUGUGUUUUUGAGAUGACAAGCCAGAAUUGCAAGGAGGUCAGUACUGUUGGUGUAUAAAGUUAGCAACAAAUCAAUCUAAAGAAGUGGACAUAAACUGGAGGAAGGAAUUACUGAGUGCAGAAUGAAGCAGGAGGAUGGGGCUAUGAGAAUGCAUUGAUUUUGAUCAUCUAACCUGAUACCGGCUUGACAGACAACCUGUUUACAGGCAACAUGCAGAAGCAGCUACAGACUUCGACGGGGACCGUCUCCUCCAAGCACACAGGCAGUGCUCCAGGAUCGCCGGCUUCUGCCAUCCGUGCUAAAUUGGACAAGCAAGCGCUGCCCUACAAGGAGCUGGCUGCAAUUCCCAAAGACAAGGCGAUUCUGGAGAUUGAGCGCCCAGAUCUGAUGAUCUUUGAACCACAUUACAGCUACAUGUAUGCAGACAGGCCAGAAGUCCAGGGCUCUGUGGAGCGCCAACAUUCUCCACGACCAAUGUCACCUCUCACCUACCCUGAGUACGUGAUGUACAAGGAGUGUCGGGAUUGGGCGGAUGAAAAGUCUCCAACAUCUUCGAUGGGAUCAGCAUGCAGUCGCCGUGGUUACAUGUCCACUGGGAGCCUCCCACAUCACUUCCACAGACCUGAUAUCGGCACCAACAUGUACAGAAAGCGGCCGAUCUACAAACAGAACGAGCCGUUACCUGCGCUUCCACAGAGCAAAUAUAUUGAGGAUAUCAUCAUUGAAUCGUCAAAGUUCCCAGCUGCUCAGCCUCCCGAUCCCAACGCUCCAGCCAAGAUCGAGACAGAGUACUGGCCGUGCCCUCCGUCGCUCGCGGUCGUGGAGAAAGAGUGGAGGAGAAGGAUUGCGUCAAAAGCCGACGAAGAGGAUGACGAGGAGGAAGACGAUGAAACUGAUGAAAUGAAAAAACUGCGGGAGAUUCAGAGGAAGGAGCUGAACAAGAUCCAGUCUGGCCUUGGGAAGUUGAUAUUGAAAGAGGAGCUGGAGAAGUCGAAACCACGGGGAAGGAAAUCUCGAUCGUUACCAGACAGAACCACCAGGAGUUUCUCCCCACAGGAAUCAGCUCCCAAGUCGCCCUCACUUCCCACCCAUGGCAGGAAUGGGCUCCACAGGCUGCAGUCUGCUGAGUUUUCCACGCCUCAUCGACCAUACAAGAGGAGCAGUGCAGGUAAGGAGCAUCAUUAAUGUGUACAGAACAGGAACCCAUGUCACAGCCCACCAACC
Molecule: messenger RNA, 1455 nt
Organism: Mobula hypostoma (lesser devil ray)
Lineage: Eukaryota; Metazoa; Chordata; Chondrichthyes; Myliobatiformes; Myliobatidae
Product: dematin-like
Exons: 13
Coding region: 442-1416 (324 amino acids)
Biological process (GO): lamellipodium assembly; actin filament bundle assembly
Cellular component (GO): plasma membrane; actin cytoskeleton
Molecular function (GO): actin filament binding
Source: RefSeq, a predicted model, not a curated record